Molecule: messenger RNA, 1767 nt
Organism: Tetrahymena thermophila SB210
Lineage: Eukaryota; Ciliophora; Oligohymenophorea; Hymenostomatida; Tetrahymenidae
Product: cobalamin synthesis protein P47K
Exons: 5
Source: RefSeq, a predicted model, not a curated record
AUGAGCAGCAUAACAUAAACUCAAGAACUUCUAAAAAAACUUCCUGUUACUGUACUCAGUGGCUUCUUAGGAAGUGGUAAGACAACUUUGCUUAAACACAUCCUAGAGAACAAAGAAAAUCUAAAAUGUGCUGUGAUAGUUAAUGAUAUGGCAGAGCUUAACAUAGAUUCUGCAUUGAUAAAGGAUUCAAAACUCAUCUAGCAAGAAGAAAAAAUGGUGUCCAUGCAAAAUGGUUGUAUCUGCUGCACUCUAAGAGAAGAUUUAUUAGUUGAAGUAGCCAAUCUUGCUAAGACCCAACAAUUUGAUUACUUAGUCAUAGAAUCAACUGGUAUCUCUGAGCCAAUUCAAGUUGCUGAAACAUUCACUUUUGAUUUACCUCAAGAGGAAGAGAAUACUGAUUCUGAAGCUAAUAAAGAGGCUUUGAAGUAUUUGAAGGACUAUGCAUAGUUAGAUACUUGUGUUACUGUAGUUGAUGCUGCAAACUUCUUUAACUACUUCAAUACUGAUGAGAGUCUAACUGAAAAGUUCGCUGUUGAGAAGCCCUCUGAAAUGGAUGAAAGAACAGUUACUGAACUAAUGGUGGAUUAGCUCGAAUUCGCUGAUGUAAUUAUCAUCAACAAAAUAGACAUGGUUAGUAAAAAGUAGUUGGAGUAAAUUGAAGGCCUUUGCUUAAAGCUUAACAAAGAUGCCAAAAUCAUAAAAGCUAAAUACGCUCAAGUAGACCUCAAGGAAAUAAUUAAUACAAAUAAAUUCAACUUUGAAAAGGCUAAGGAAAACUCUCACUGGCUUGCUUAAGACAGAUAUUAAAUGACUCCAGAGACUAUCGAGUAUGGAAUAACAAGCUUUGUAUACAAAGCAAAAAGACCUUUUGAUAACGUUAGACUAUACAAUCUGCUAUCAGAAAAUUUCUUCUUAGACUUAGAUCCAACUCCAAUAGCUCCAUCUAGUAAUUAAGAAGGCGAAGAACACUAGCAUGAUCACAAUCAUCAUGGACAUGAACAUGGCCAUCCUCAUAAGCAUCAUGAAGCAGAAACUGCAUGCACACUAAAACCUAACACUGAUGAUUCAAAAAAUUAAGAAGAUGAAUAAAAUGAAGCUGAAGUAGAAGAAGAAGAUGAAGAAGAAGAAAUUCCAUAAGAAGAAUUAGAAAAAGCAAAAAAGAUUUAUAAAAAAUAGCGUAAAACUGCAUUUAAAAAUAAAAAUUAAGGUAUCUUCAAAGACGUUUGGAGAUCAAAAGGAUUCUUUUGGGUUGCUAGUAAUUCUUGUGAUUUUUAUGGAUGGUAGCAAAGUGGAGUGAUGAACAAAAUUGAAAUUGCAGGCAUAUUCUCUUGCACUCUUGAUGAAGAAUCUAAAAAGUAGAUUCCAAAUUAUGAUGCAAGUUUUGAAUUAAAAUUCGAUCCUGUUAUUGGAGACAGAGAAACAUCUUUAGUAUUUAUUGGUAAAUAAAUAAAUGAAAAAAAAAUUAAAGAAACACUUGAUGCUUGUUUGCUUAAUGAUGAAGAGUGGAAGGAGUUUUUAAAAUAAGAUUUAGAAUUUGAAUACGAUAACGAUCCAUUCACAUUAGAGGAGGAGGAAGAAGAAGAAGAAGACGAUGAUGAUGAAGAUAAUGAAUGGGAAAGUGAAGAUGAGGAUGAAGAUGAAGAUGAAGAUGAGGAAGAAGAAGAAUAAGUUGUAGAAAAGGAAGAUAAAGCACCUAGAAGAAAGAUUUUUAAUUCUGAAAGAAAAACAGAGUUAAAAGAUACUGUUUAAAAGAAAAGAAAAAUCUGA